AUGGAAGCUACAAAUCAAAUAGCUACAGUCGAAAAAAAGAACGAGCUCCUUCACGUAGAAGAAGGCAUUCCCCAGGCCGAAAAGAUCUCGGACCGCCUUCGGCGAAAACUCACAAAGAAGCGAUGUCUCACCGCCGCCGCCGCAGGCCAGAUAUUCGCAGGGGAGUUCAUCGGGACGUUUAUUCUCGUCACUGCAAGCUGCACCACUACAACGUUGGACGUAAUCGUGGGCGCGUUGUCGGGUCUCUGGCAGGUCAGCAUCUUGAUCGGUGUGGGUCUGGGCAUCGCAAUAUAUGUCAGCGCGCAUGUCUCUGACGCUCAUCUCAACCCCGCAGUCACCCUCGCCUUCGCUAUCGUACGUUUUAGAGUCUUCAAGUGGAAGAAGAUUCCGAUAUACAUCACCGCACAGAUGUUGGGCGCAUUUUUGGCGGCGGCCAUAAUGUUCGGGUUUUAUCACAGCGCAGUUGAGUCUUUCGAAGACAACCAUGGGUUGGAACGCGGAAGUAACGGGAGCGAGAGGACAGCCAUGAUUUUCGGUGAAUACUUUCCGAACCCCGCCUCGGUCAGAAGCGACACGAGCAUCGUCUCAAUGGCCAAAGCAUUUUUUAUCGAAGCGUGGGGCACAGCAAUCCUUGUCUUCGUCGUUUUUUCCCUCACUGACAUCCACAAUACAACGGUGGGGAGCGGAGAAAAUAAAGUCGCCGUACCGAUGUUAAUUAGUCUCACGGCUUGUUUCCUGAUUGCAAUGUACGGACCAUUGACGCAGGGCAGCUACAAUCCAGCGAGAGAUUUCGGGCCUCGUCUCUUCGCCGUUAUGGCCGGGUGGGGGAAAAUAGCUAUUCCUGGACCUCGCAACGGGUUCUGGCUCUACAUCAUUGCACCGCUGAUCGGAGGGACCGAUCGGCGGCGCUCUGCAUGA
Geodia barretti is the source of this 918-nucleotide messenger RNA. The record is from the annotation of a GenBank genome assembly. Lineage: Eukaryota; Metazoa; Porifera; Demospongiae; Tetractinellida; Geodiidae.